Messenger RNA from Camelus dromedarius (Arabian camel), 3311 nucleotides. It is a transcript of the gene RNF112, whose product is annotated as ring finger protein 112. Gene Ontology annotation, molecular function: metal ion binding; GTPase activity; GTP binding. Bases 496 to 2391 code for a protein of 631 amino acids. The record is from RefSeq and is a predicted model, not a curated record. Gene Ontology annotation, biological process: protein homooligomerization; endoplasmic reticulum organization. The transcript has 14 exons. Lineage: Eukaryota; Metazoa; Chordata; Mammalia; Artiodactyla; Camelidae.
UCCAUCGCGCUAUGUCGGUGCCAGCUGUACUCUCCUGCUUUGCACACCCCUGCCUUUUGCACGCCCUGCCUGGCCCCGGAAGAACCCCGCCUGGGCCAGCAGGGGCAGUGCCAGCCCACGUUCCACGUCUGCCCUGCACCCAUAUGGCUUCCCUCCCCCUCCCCCUCCCUGUCCUUAUCUCUCCCUGCCGUUUCCAUGGCGACUCACCACCUCGGCUUGCCUGCAUCCCAGCCUCUGCCAGGGAUUCUGAGCCGGCUCUGUCCCUCCCUCCUCAGGAGCCCUGGUUCCCGCAGUCCUGUCUCCUCCCCCUGGGGUGAGUCUAGAGGCAGCCUCCUCUUGGCCCACUAUCACAUCUAUUUUCCAGCCCUGCCGGAGACCUUCCCCUACCUGGCCUCCACCUGCCACAGCUCAGCCAGCCCUCCAAGAAGCGAAGCUGCCCUCCCCCGCUGAAGGCCUCCUCUCCGCUCCGGACCCUCUCCCCGCGCUUGGCCUCCCAUGCCCAGGUCCCCCUUGUCAGUCAUUUCCUUUUGUCACCAGCUUGGCAAACAGGAGAGAAAACGAAGCUUCAUGGGAAACAGCGGCAACAGGUGGUCGCACACGCCGUUCCCCAAGCUGGAGCUGGGGCUGGUGUCCCGGCCGGCGGUGCCCCGGGAGCUGCCCGCCUGCUCCAUCUGCCUGGAGAGGCUGCGCGAGCCCAUCUCGCUGGCCUGUGGCCACGACUUCUGCCCGCGGUGCUUCAGCACCCACCGCGUGCCGGGCUGCGGGCCGCCUUGCUGCCCCGAGUGCCGCAAGACCUGCCGGCAGCGGAAGGGGCUGCGGGGCCUGGGGGAGAGGAUCAGGCUGCUGCCGCGGAGGCCACUGCCCGCCGCGCUGCAGGCCCAGGAGACCUGCACCGUCAGGGCCGAGCCGCUGCUGCUGGUGCGGAUCAACGCCUCCGGGGGCCUCAUCCUGAGGAUGGGGGCCGUCAACCGCUGCCUGAAGCACCCCCUGGCUAGGGACACCCCUGUCUGCCUCCUCGCUGUCCUUGGGGAGCAGCACUCGGGCAAGACCUUCCUCCUCAACCACCUGCUCCGGGGCCUGCCUGGCCUGGAGUCUGGGGAGGGCAGCUGGCCAAGGGGAGGAGGCUCCCUGCAGGGGUUCAGAUGGGGUGCCAGCAGCCUGACCAGGGGCAUCUGGAUGUGGAGUCACCCCUUCCUGCUGGGGAAGGAGGGGAGGAAGGUGGCUGUGUUUCUGGUGGACACAGGGGAUGCCCUGAGCCCUGAGCUGAGCAGAGAAACAAGGACCAGGCUCUGCGCCCUCACCGCCAUGCUGAGCUCCUACCAGAUCCUCACCACCUCCCAGGAGCUUAAGGAUACAGACCUGGAACAUCUGGAGACGUUUGUCCAUGUGGCCGAGGUGAUGGGCAGACACUAUGGGAUGGUGCCAAUCCAGCACCUGGACCUCCUAGUUCGUGACUCAUCCCACCCCAGCAAGGUGGGGCAGGGGCACGUGGGUGACAUCAUCCAGAAAUUGUGCGGCAAAUACCCCAAGGUCCAGGAGCUGCUCCAAGGGCGGCGAGCUCGCUGUUACCUCCUGCCUGCUCCCGGGAGGUGGUGGGCCAGCCAGAGCCACAGCAGCCCAGGCGACACAGAUGGUGAUGCCCGCCACCUCCGCACCUACGUGGCCGAUGUGCUGAGCGCAGCCCCCCAGCACGCCAAGAGCCGCUGCCAGGGGUACUGGAGCGAGGGGCGCCCUGUGGCCCGGGGGGACCGACGCCUGCUCACAGGGCAGCAGCUGGCUCAGGAAAUCAAGAACCUCUCUGGCUGGAUGGGCAGGAUGGGACCCGGGUGUGCCUCUCCAGACGAGAUGGCCGCCCAGCUGCAGGACCUGCGGACCGUGGAAGCCGCCAAGAAAGAGUUUGAGGAGUAUGUGCGGCAACAGGACGUGGCCACCAAGCGCAUAUUCUCUGCACUCCGGGUGCUGCCAGACACCAUGCGGAACCUCCUCUCGGCCCAGAAGGAAGCGCUCCUAGCCCGGCACGGGGCGGCCUUGCUGUGCUCAGGCCGGGAGCAGACCCUCGGGGCCCUGGAGGCCGAGCUGCAGGCCGAGGCCAAGGCCUUCAUGGACUCCUACACCGUGCGCUUCUGCGGCCACCUGGCUGCCGUGGGCGGCGCUGUGGGCGCGGGGCUCAUGGGCCUGGCAGGGGGCGUAGUGGGUGCGGGCAUGGCCGCGGCGGCAUUGGCGGCGGAGGCUGGGAUGGUGGCAGCUGGGGCUGCGGUAGGGGCCACGGGGGCCGCGGUGGUUGGGGGAGGCGUGGGCGCUGGGUUGGCAGCCACUGUGGGCUGCAUGGAGAAGGAGGAGGACGAGAGGGUGCAGGGAGGGGACCGGGAGCCCCUGCUGCAGGAGGAGUGACCCCCAGGAGACGCUAAAGGAGGCAGAGAUGCCAGGGGAGGAAAGGGAGUGGGGGAGGGCGAGGGACCCCUGUGUACCACACCGCCCUGGUUGAACGCCCCGUUGGGUGGUGACUGAGAAUGAAGAUGUCCCCAAGAAACUGGGGAGGCCUCGGGGCCGGGAGGCAGUGUUUGUGCCGGAGCAGAGUCUGAGGACCGUUUCUGUUGCAGACGAUUGCUCACCUGCCACUCGGCCCCGAGUCUCCCACCAGGAGUGUGGCCCACCCUCCCAGGCCUGUUUAUUCCUGGGCACUGUGGGGGGCUGAGCUGGCACCAUUCUGGAAGUGUCCCCUCGCACAGAUUGGAGCAGCCCCAGGACGGGUGGCCUGGGUGUUCCAGCUCAGGAAGUGUGGAGGAUGGGCCAGCAGGGGGGCAAAACCAAAGUGCCCGGGUGUGGUGGACAGGGGCCGGACCCCCAGAGCGAGGCGGCUAGCUGCGGCAACUGCCCAAAGCUCCCUCAGCAGGAUGGAGGGGGUGCCCGCACGGGCACUGUGCACAGGGGCCCUGCAGCUGUCCACCGUGGCCCUGCCCUCUGUCCAGCCUGGUCAGCGCCCAUGUUCCUUCUUGGUGGAAGGCCGUCCCAGCAACGGGUCAGAAGCCAAAGAAAACCACCUGUAGUUGCAAUUCUGAGCUACAGCGACUGUUCUGGGAGAGUCCUGCAGGGGGCAGCAGAGGGGACACAGUGGUCGGAACACGACCCCCCCCCCCACUCCCACCCCAGAACCUGGGGGAAGACCCCUCCCCUCCGUGUUCACAGGAGACCCGGGUGCAGCCCCCACAGGGAGCCUGAGGAGGGCGGAAAGCCCCACCAGGAAGGCUUCUGGGCUGCUAUGUAAAGGAUUAAUGGCACAUUAUACGAAAAAUAAAACGUGUGUGCUUGGA